Etheostoma cragini (Arkansas darter) is the source of this 2121-nucleotide messenger RNA. Its product is annotated as G-protein coupled receptor 55. Gene Ontology annotation, biological process: positive regulation of Rho protein signal transduction; phospholipase C-activating G protein-coupled receptor signaling pathway. The transcript has 3 exons. Gene Ontology annotation, cellular component: membrane. The record is from RefSeq and is a predicted model, not a curated record. The coding region runs from base 50 to 985 and encodes 311 amino acids. Lineage: Eukaryota; Metazoa; Chordata; Actinopteri; Perciformes; Percidae. Gene Ontology annotation, molecular function: G protein-coupled receptor activity.
CGAACAUUUGACUGAGGGACUGGCGUCCGUGAGCAGCGGCCGUGACACCAUGACAAGCAACUGUUCAUUUGACGGGGUGGACAACCUGAUGAAAUAUUUGGAGCUGGCCAUAUACCUGCCCAUCUUCCUCAUUGGUCUAAUUCUCAAUGUUGCAGCGCUCUUAGUGUUCUGCUUCUUUCUGCGGAAAUGGACAGAGUCAACUAUCUACAUGACCAGCUUGGCUCUGAUGGACCUGCUUCUCCUCUUCCCUCUUCCCUUCAAAAUGCACGCCAACACUCACCGCUGGCCUGCUGACCUCCAACCUCUCUGUUCGAUCUUGGAAGGCCAGUAUUUUGUUGGGAUAUAUGGCAGCAUCUACACCAUAAUGUGUAUAGCUGUGGACCGAUGGGUGGCUAUCUGUCACCCGUUCAAAGCCAAGCAACUGCGUUCACCCAAAGCAGCUCUGUGGACAUGCGUCGUGGUCUGGGUCCUGGUGCUGGCAGUGAUCUUUCCAAUCAUCUAUCGCUUCAGAGAGGCCGGGAAGGGGGACUUUCACUGUUUCCACCAGUUUUCAGAGAAAGGCUGGAGCCCUCCGGUGAUCAUCUGUCUGCAGGUGUUUGGGUUCCUGGGGCCUGCACUGGUAGUGGUUUACUGUUCGGUGCGGACCAUCUGGGCACUUCAGCGGUCUGGCCAGCACAGCCCCCAGAGCCGGGCCUGUGUGAAGAUCAUCUACAGCAGUCUGAGUGCCUUCCUGCUGCCUUUUACCCCCAGCCACCUGGGCAUCCUCCUGCAGUUCCUGGUACACCAAGGAAUAAUUCAAGACUGCGGCAACAAGACCAGGAUUAGCCUUUUUAUACAACUAGCUAUGUGUCUGUCCAACAUUACCUGCUGUCUGGACGCUCUGUGCUACUACUUCAUUGCUCAUGAGGUGAGAAGCCCCAAACACACCUUCAGGAUAUCAAUGACCAGCCAAAGAAAAGCCACCUUCAGCACUUCCUCGGUCUGAACGUAAAGACAAUACAAGGUAAAACAUAUAUUUGUCCUCAUUGGAUGCCUGGUAGUGAAUAGGAGAUCUGUUAUCUUGAGUUUUAGCAGGCCAGUGCAACUAAAAAAAGAGCCAGUAUUGUUUCCAGUAGCUGAUAAGCAAGUGUAACAUGCACUAAGAGUAACGGGUCGGAGUGCAAUCUCAACAAACAACAGUGCUUGAGAGUGAGGGUUGGGGAAAGGCUCUGACAAUCUGACAUAUAAUUUGGUCCAGUGACAGGAAGCCCCAUAGAUGCCUGUGUAACCUCAGAGAGCUCUGAUACUCAAAAUGUUGGCUGCAACAAGACACAAUGUGACUUCUUUGUGCAAUGAUUUAUGGAUAAGCUUGUGAGAUGGAUUAAGGCCCUUUCAGGUUGUCCAGUUCUGCACACUGAGAAUCUGAUGUGGGGUACAAUCAAUUUUAAAGCAGUGAAACUGGACACCAGCAGCUCAUUGUAGAGCUUUGCAGUCUACUGUAUAACUCAAGAAGUCAAGUCAAAGGCGCAUGUAAGAUCAGUGCUGAUACACUUUGCCACACUUUGAUUCACAAAAUACAGUUAGUAAAUUGCAAAACUUCUUAUAAGAUACAGCUAACUAUAAUAACAAUCAUAGGUUUAUUAUGUUGCAUAUGUACAAUGCAGAUUUACAUAAAAGGUCAAGUUGAAACCAGUAAAUAAUUAAGUAAAAUUAAACCUAUGUAAUAAAGUAUUCACUUACUUAGUAUAUGAAUAAAUCAAGACACCAACCAGUUGAGAUCUAAAAACACAUUAAGUAAUUGAAUUGAUAAUUUAUUUGUAAUAACUAUAGCUUAAUGACAACACAUCUUUUUUAUAAACUUUAACUGAUACUUAACUAAUUUUAUUGUUUUCUUAAUUGUUGACUUUCUCUUAGUUUGGUUCUUUGGCAGAUUGUGACUUGUUAAGAAAUAUUACUGACUUGUAAUACGGGUAACUACAUCUAUCGUCAUUGAUAAGAAACUGGAAAUAUAGCAUCAGAAAUAUGUUUGAACCCGUACAUUCUGGGAAUUCUGACCUGAUUAUUCUUUUAGAAUUGAAGUUACAUUUAUGUAUCCAUCCUAUUAAUUAUCAUAGAAAUAAAGCCUGAGGCUGAGUGACAAAU